AUGGCCGACGUCCCGCUUGUUGUCAUCUCUGAGUUUGCGCAGUCGGAGCGCCGAAUUACUCCCUCAUGGACCAUCUCUCAGCUCAAGGGCAAGCUUGAGACAGUCACAGGUGUCCCACCUGGCUGUCAGCGUCUCUCGUUGAAGCCCACGGCUGGCGCAGAGGCCAUCGCCAUUGAGGCGGCUGAUGAGGAUGACACCCACCUGUCCAACUUUCCCCUGGCCCCAUAUGCAGAACUUCAUGUAAUUGACACACGGCCUGCGGCCUCCCGUAUCAACUUGAACGACACCGCGGGCGUCGACAAGUAUGUCAUGCCCGAGGAAGAGUACGAGAAAAAGUCCGACUCGGUCCUGGCUUGGAAGAAGGCUCAGAAGCUGGGCCGCUUCGACCCAGAUGCCCCCAGUCACGAGCAGGCCAAGCUCAACGCCCUCAACAGAGAGGUGACAGCGAGGGGUAUCGCUGUAGGCCGCCGGUGUCGCGUUGGCGGUGAGGAUACUCGACGGGGUGUCAUCCAGUACGUCGGUGAAGUCAAGGAGAUUCCCGGCGGUCUCGGAAGCUGGGUCGGUGUUCAGUUGGAUGAGCCUGUUGGUAAGAAUGACGGCAGCAUUGCUGGAACUCGGUACUGGGGCGAGCCUUCGGAUCUCAAGCACGGUGUCUUUGUGAGACCGGAGCGGGUUGAGGUCGGUGACUUCCCUGCUCUUGACGACUUGGAGGAUAUGGAAGAGAUCUAA
Messenger RNA from Fusarium coffeatum, 729 nucleotides. RefSeq lists its product as uncharacterized. Gene Ontology annotation, molecular function: microtubule plus-end binding. Gene Ontology annotation, biological process: cytoplasmic microtubule organization. The record is from RefSeq and is a predicted model, not a curated record. The transcript has 2 exons. Gene Ontology annotation, cellular component: nucleus; microtubule plus-end; cytoplasm. NCBI's taxonomy places the organism in Eukaryota, Fungi, Ascomycota, Sordariomycetes, Hypocreales, Nectriaceae. Bases 1 to 729 code for a protein of 242 amino acids.